This is a messenger RNA of Uloborus diversus, 2676 nucleotides long. RefSeq names its product endoplasmic reticulum metallopeptidase 1-like. Bases 1 to 2676 code for a protein of 891 amino acids. The record is from RefSeq and is a predicted model, not a curated record. Gene Ontology annotation, molecular function: metalloexopeptidase activity. Gene Ontology annotation, biological process: proteolysis. Lineage: Eukaryota; Metazoa; Arthropoda; Arachnida; Araneae; Uloboridae. The transcript has 14 exons.
AUGGAUAGCAAAGUUCGACAGCGUACAAGACCAGUGUUAGCUCCCGAAAUAGAAUCUCAAAAUUCUGUCUUUCAUGAUGAAGAAAUUGGAAGAAGGAGGUCGCCGGCUCUUAUCACUGCGAAAGGAUGGAUUCUUGUCUCUUUAGUUUAUUUUUCAAUAUUUUUACUUGUAAUUUAUUGUGAUGUAGUUAGAUUCCCGCCCCCGUUGUCUUUAGAAUCAGUAAAAAAAGUAGACGACCGUAGCCGUCAUUUCAGUGAAGAAAUAGCUAGGAAUUUUGUCGUAGAACUAAGUAGCAUCGGACCAAAGCCAACUGGAAGCUACGAAAAUGAAAUAUUAGCUGUGGACUACAUUUCGAGACAGCUGAAUUACAUUAAAAGUCAUGCGAAACCGCACAACAAAAUAGAUAUAGAUUUACAGCUAACUAGUGGCUGUUUUCCUUUGACUUUUAGAGAUGGCAUGACAUCUUGCUACGAAAAUGUGAAAAAUAUUGUAGCGAAAAUUGGACCUUUGAAAUCUACUAAUAAAAGUCUACUUUUGAACUGCCAUUUCGAUUCUGUGCCUACUAGUCCUGGAGCAAGUGAUGACAUCGUUAAUUGCGCAAUCAUGCUUGAAAUUCUCAUCUCCCUUUCUCAAAGUAAUGAAGCACUGCAGCAUGAAGUAAUAUUUCUCUUCAAUGGAGCUGAAGAAAAUAUUCUUCAGGCGGCACAUGGCUUCAUCACGCAACACCCUUGGGCCAAAUCUGUAGUUGGAUUUGUAAAUUUAGAAGCCUGCGGUGCAGGUGGUAAACAAAUGCUCUUCCAAGCAAAUAGAUUAAGAACCUGGCUGUUACAAGCUUAUUCAAGUGAAUCACCUUUUCCUCAAGGUUCUGUCGUUGCUCAAGACAUUUUCCAAAGUGGUCUAAUUCCUUCCGAUACAGAUUACAGAAUAUUUGAUUACUUUGGAAAUUUAUCUGGUCUAGAUUUUGCUUAUGUAAAGAACGGUUAUGUGUAUCACACGAAGUAUGAUGUUCCUGAAGCCAUUACAGAAGGAGCAAUACAGCAAGCUGGCAUGAAUCUCCUGAAUCUAAUACAUAAUGCUCUAAAGUCACCCGAUAUGAAUGUUGCCAAGAAAGAAGACCAGACGGUACAGCCACUUGUAUUCUUUGAUUUUAUGGGAAUCUACAUGGUAGUGUACAGGAUAAAAGUCGCUUCGGUUGUAAACAUUUUUGCUGUAUUGCUUUGCUGCUUUGAUAUUGCUAUAAGGGCAAAACUUUCAGGCUCCUAUGUUGCUCGACUAAGUUCAACUGCAAAAGCCAUUUUCGUAAUGCUUGGUAGUCUCCUUACAGCCUGUUUGUCAUGCGUUGUUAUUGCCUUUGUACUGGAUCUCUUUGGAGCCACCAUGUCGUGGUACCAGUCUCCUUAUUUAAUAUUCGGUCUUUAUGCGGCUUCCUCUUCUGCUGUAAUUUUGUCUAUUCUGGGACUGUUUGUAAAUAAAAAAGUGAGCCACAGAGUUAAAUGGUUUCAAGAAGAUGUUUAUUUUGAUGCUGCUCGAAUAAUUUGGGUUUUCAUCUUGCUCUUGUUAGAGUGGCAAGAAAUAAACUCCUCCUUCAUAUGCUGCACUUGGGUUUUGUUUCCUACCAUAAUACGAGGGAUCAUUGGUAAUGUCUUCAGUUUAACCAGUUCAAGAGGAAGUCAGAAGUCGCAUCUUUGUAUUCAUGUUUUAAUGCAACUCAUGCCGUUGUCCUUCUUAUUAUACUGUGCUUGGUCUGUGUACAGUGUCUUUGUUCCUAUUAUGGGCCGCAUUGGUGCGACGGUGAAUCCCGAUUUACUAAUAGGGUUGUUUACCACUAUUUUAGUGUUCUUGUCCACAUCUUACAUGUUCUCUAUAGUACAAGUCAUGACCACUGCCCGUCACAUGAUUUCAAUUCUCUUGUCCGUUUUUGGUGUUACUUUUCUUCUUGUAUGUCUGACACCUUUUGGAUUUCCAUAUUCGGGAGAUCCCGAGUCUCCAGCUCCAAUGAGAUGUUAUAUUUUGCACACUGAACGCACAUUUUACAACCAAACUGGAGCUGCUUUCAAGCGAGAUUCUGGUUACUGGAUUGUGCCCCUCGAUUACAAUGGCCCUAAAAUGCUGGGGCAAUUUAUCGAGGAGUUGAAAGGAAGAGAGCCCAUUGACUGUGAUGCUGAACUGGGCUGUGGAAUGCCUUUUUACAUGCCUGUGAUUUCUCUGCUCAGGAAAAGUUAUUACAUACCUGCAUCAAAGCCACAAAUUCAUGCACACCAUAAAUUUGAAAUGAUUGAGAAAUUAGUAGUAGGAACACAUACUUACAGAAUGAAGUUUCGUGCUUAUGGUCCAGACCACAUGACAAUGAUCCUUUCUCCACGUCCUGGGGUUGAAUUCUCCAACUGGACACUUGCUGAUGGCCCACCACUGGAAAAUUUAGAUUGGAUGGGUCGUCCUACUUAUUUUAUUUAUUAUUCCUAUGCUGAAUUCAAGGAACCAUGGACAUAUUCCAUUGAUCUCUCCCAUGCCAUCAGCAACCAGAAGAAAGAUUCCGUAAUGGAUGUCAGCUUCAUCACUCAUUACCUCCAUGGCCAUGAUUCCAUCACCGGUGAUUUUCCCAAUAUUUUGAAGCAAAUUCCUCCUUGGAUACAUGCGACACCAUGGACUUGCACUUUAGAUAUGUUUGUUUUUUAA